AUGUUAGACUCUGCUUCUGUCUUCAAUCAAGUGCCUCAGGCUCCCCCUGAUAUGAUCUUCAACCUCACUGCUCAAUACAAGGCUGAUAAGAACCCCAAUAAAAUCAAUAUUGGUGUAGGAGCUUUCCGUACAGACGAAUUGAAGCCUUAUGUGCUUCCUGUUGUAAAGAAGGCUGAAUCGAUUCUUUAUAACGAUGAAAGCUUGGAUCAUGAAUACCAACCUAUUGCUGGUACAACCGCAUUCACUAAUGCUGCUGUCAAGUUAAUUUUGGGUCAAGACAGCCCUGCUAUUCAAGAAAAGCGUUAUGCAGGUGUCCAAACUAUUUCUGGUACCGGUGCUAAUCACACAGGUGCUCUUUUCCUUUCCAAGUUUUAUACCAAGAGCAAAAAAUGUUAUAUCUCUAAUCCUACUUGGGCUAAUCACCGUGCUAUCUUCAGUUUGGUGGGGUUUGAAGUCGAAGAUUAUCCUUAUUGGAACCCCGACAACCGCGGUUUGGAUUACGAAGGUUUAUUGGCAUGCAUGCGUCAAGCACCUGAAGGUUCUAUCUUUGUUCUUCAUGCCUGUGCCCACAACCCUACUGGUGUUGAUCCUACACGUGAACAAUGGAAGGGUAUUGCUCAAGUCAUGCGUGAACGCGACUUGUUCCCCUUCUUUGACUGCGCUUAUCAAGGAUUUGCUUCUGGUGAUUUAGACAAUGAUGCCUGGGCCGUGCGUUACUUUGUUGAACAAGGAUUCGAAUUGUUUGUCUGUCAAUCGUUUGCUAAAAACUUUGGUUUGUACGGUGAACGUGCUGGUAAUUUGACCAUUGUGACCCAAUCCAGUUCUGAAGCCGAGCGUGUCUUGUCUCAACUUGAAAAACUCCAACGCGCCGAAAUCUCGAAUCCUCCUGCUUUUGGUGCUCGUAUUGUCAGUAUCGUCUUGAACGACCCAGCCUUGUAUCAAGAAUGGAAAGAGAAUUUGCAAUACAUGUCGAAUCGUAUCAUUGAGAUGAGAAAGGCUCUUUACCAUCAUUUGGUUCAACUUCAGACACCUGGUACUUGGCACCAUAUCACAGAUCAAAUUGGUAUGUUUUCAUUCACAGGUCUAAAGGCACCUCAAGUCAAAGUACUCAAAGAGAAAUACUCUAUCUAUUUGACUGAUAAUGGCCGUGUCUCUAUGGCCGGUGUUUCUUCUACCAAUGUUGAAUAUUUAGCUAAAGCCAUUGAUGAUGUUGUUCGCAACGUAUGA
Messenger RNA from Gilbertella persicaria, 1227 nucleotides. Its product is annotated as aspartate aminotransferase. The record is from RefSeq and is a predicted model, not a curated record. Gene Ontology annotation, molecular function: L-aspartate:2-oxoglutarate transaminase activity; pyridoxal phosphate binding. Bases 1 to 1227 code for a protein of 408 amino acids. The transcript is spliced from 3 exons. Gene Ontology annotation, cellular component: cytosol. NCBI's taxonomy places the organism in Eukaryota, Fungi, Mucoromycota, Mucoromycetes, Mucorales, Choanephoraceae. Gene Ontology annotation, biological process: L-aspartate biosynthetic process.